AUGACAGAUAUACAUAGAAGACUCUGCGAUAUGAAUGACGUACUGUACUUGAAGCACUCUGAAAUAGGAGGUAUCUCGGCCGGGUCUGCUGCUGGGACGUAUCUUCUUGUCAGCAUAGGUGUGCAGGUAGCUCAGAUUGAGUACGUUCUGCGCACUCUUCUUCUGUUUCUUCUCUCUUUUCUUCUUCCUUCCUAUUCUUCUCUUCUUCUUUUUUCUCUCCUUGACUCUUUGUCUCUCUCCUCUCUUCUAUUCCCUUCUUCUCUGUCCUCUCUCUUCUUCUUCUCUGCUCUAUCUACACGUAUUGUGCGAGCUCCAUCUCGGUCUUCUCCUUCUCUCUUCUUCUCUCUUCUUCUCUCUUCCUUCUUGUCUUCUUCUAUCUUAUCUUCUCUUUCUUUCUCUUCUUCUCUUUUCUCUGUCUUGGCAUAUCUCUUGGAUGUAUGGUCUUUCGUACUUGAGCCUGUGAGUGUUGAUGUUAGCAAAGGACGCUCUAUGGCGAGUUGUCCCUCUUCUCUUUCUUCUCUCUAUCUUCUUUCUUCUUCUAUCUAUUUCUCUCGCUGUCUCUCUUCUUCUUCUUUUCUUGCUUCUCUGGGCUCUAUCUUAGUGGGAGAGGCACUCACCAUCUGCGUCCUUUCUGCUUCUUCUGUGCUACGUGUUUCUUCUCUGAACUCGUAUCUUCUCUUCUUCCUCUUCUUCUACUUUCAUUUCUCUUUCUUCUUCUCUUUUCUUCUUCGUCUGUUUCUUCUCUCCUUCUCUUCCUGA
Messenger RNA from Trichomonas vaginalis G3, 759 nucleotides. RefSeq lists its product as uncharacterized. The transcript has a single exon. NCBI's taxonomy places the organism in Eukaryota, Parabasalia, Trichomonadida, Trichomonadidae. The record is from RefSeq and is a predicted model, not a curated record. The coding region runs from base 1 to 759 and encodes 252 amino acids.